This is a messenger RNA of Passer montanus (Eurasian tree sparrow), 2988 nucleotides long. RefSeq names its product transmembrane protein 69 (gene TMEM69). The record is from RefSeq and is a predicted model, not a curated record. Lineage: Eukaryota; Metazoa; Chordata; Aves; Passeriformes; Passeridae. The transcript is spliced from 3 exons. Bases 514 to 1278 code for a protein of 254 amino acids.
CGCAGGGCAGGCUGGGAUUUGUAGUUCGCCUCCGAAAGGCUUGCCCGAUGCGGUGAUGCCGGAAGACAGAAAGCAAGAAUGGCCGCACUGCUCCCCAGGAGAGGUUCUGUCCCACGGGCAGGAGAGGACCGUGUCGCUCCUCUGCCAGACCGGUCGCGGCCCUCGGGCUGAGAGUGACCGGCACUGCUGCCCCCGGUACCGGCUCGGUGGGCCUUCCGCGGCCCGGAGGAACACGAUGGGCCGUGCCGGUUCCCGCCCGGAGGGGUAGCGCUGAGCACCGGGCACCGCCGGAGCGUUUAUGGGAGCACCGGAAGCCGCCACAGCCGGCGGGUCUGGCCCGGUCCCGGUGGGCAGAGCGGCCCCUCCUGCUCCGGACUGCACGGACAUUCUCCGCUCCCCUCGCCCUCCGGCAGCGCAGUUUGGCUGCCGGAGCCGCCUUUCUCUCCCGGCGCAGCAGCACCGGGAACUGCGGAGUCAAUUGCCCACGUUCCCCCGGGCAUUGAGAAAACAAAUAUGUUUCCUCUCAUACAACGAUGCUGCUUCAACACACCUUUCAAACUGCAGAAGCUCCGCAGUGCCGGCGUGCUGCUCCGCGGGAGGAGCAGGACUGGCUGCUCUUCCCUGGCCCCGCUCCAGCUCUGGGGACAUGCACAUCCUCUGUCAGCAUCUCUGAGCCUCGAGCCACCAGCAGCUCACACAGCCCAGCUCCGGGCUUUCCACGCCUCUCUGCCCGUCUCCCAGAGGAAAAGCCCCGCAGACUCUGAGGCACAGUCACAAGGAAGCCCGGGAUCUCUCAAGGACUGUCCCAAGCCAGCCCUGUACCUGAGCCUGGGGGGGCUGGUUCCCUUUGUGGCCGUGCCUCUGGCCAUGGCUCUGCAGGGCUCCUACAGCCCAGGGCUGGCCCUGGCUCAGGUGGCCUAUGGUGCUGCCACUGCCUCCUUCCUGGGGGGAAUGAGGUGGGGGUUUGCUCUCCCGGAGAACAGCCCGGCCAAGCCAGACUGGCUGAACCUGGCUAACGGCACAGUCCCUGCUCUGCUGGCCUGCCAGGCCUUGCUUCUCAAAGAUGCCACUCAGGGAGCCCUGAUGCUCACGGUGGCCUUGGGGAUAGCCCUGCAUUAUGACAUUUCCCUGCUUCCUACUUACCCCAGGUGGUUCAAGGUACUGAGGGCAUGGGGGACGGUGGUGAUGAUAGCAUCCCUCUUGGCCACUGUAGCACUGAAAGCUGUCUUAGAAGGGGAGCAAAGUGAUGACAGAAAAAUACAGCAGAACACAAAGUAAUAAAUCUGUAAGGAAAAGCUAUUAUCUGCUAAUAAGGUAUUUGUAUGGAGUUCCAGGAGAAAUAAAGACUGAUUUGUGCUUAGAAGUCUUAUGAUGGCAGGGAUCAAGAUGCUUAUUGUUGAAGCAAAAUGAUUUUCCAACUGAUUUUGAAGCUAGUUCAGGAGGGAAGUAUUGUAAAUAGCAAUUACUUCCAAGGCAAGCACGAGUCUGUCCUUAUCUGUAGAACAGAACCACUCCUGAAUGAGAUGUUGCUGCUCUAGGAAUUUAGAAUGGAGAUUCAAAAUGACAUGGGUAUGAAUUAGUCUGUGCUGAACUAUGAAAGCAUCUGGUUUGACUAAUGUGUGAUCAUGUUCUGAGGUGGGGAAAAAAACAGUAACAAAGUGAAAGCAGUUCUAGUUUGGUGUUUAAAUAAGUAACAGAAUUAUGCAGAAGCACAUACUACUCAGUUGCUGUGUUGUGGAGGAACAAGACUCCUGUUCACUCCUAUUUUCAGAGGAGGUGCUGAAAAUCACAGAAUGGUGUGGGUCAGAAGGAGCCUUAAAGAUUGUCUCGUUCCCAUCCCCUGCUGUACACAGGGACACCUUCCAGGAGAUCAGGUUGCUCAAAGCCCCACCCAGCCUGGACACUUCCAGGGGUGCUGUGUGAGGAAGUCUCAGUGUGAUGUCAGGUAAGAAAGGACAGGUGAGGUUUAUUUGCAAGCCAAGGUCAGCACUCCCCUGAAAUGUGUCAUUCAGCUGCUGUGCUGGAGUGGGGAAAAGCUGAAGAGGAAGCUUUGUAUGGCUGACAAGGUGCCACAGGAGAUGGAAGGUCAAAUUCCUGCUCAGGCUUACUGAAAUUAGAAAGACUAUUUGGGCCACCUGUUCCUAGGUUUUGUUUGGAUUUAGGGCUGCUUGGCAAAGGAAGCUGUGUGCAACACAGCCAUAAAGAUCUGCCAUACUCCUAAAUUAAAGGACUCUUAACUUAUGCUAUGACACAAGGGCUGAAGUGCUGGCACUAAGGGAUCAGAUAAUGGGACUGAAAGUAGCUUCUGUGUUCUCCCUCCUAAGAAUCCAUACAAUUGGACAGGCACCAAUGGGCUUGUAGGUGCCCUGCAAACCCUCCAUGAUGGGGCUGUUGUUGAACCACUGCAGAAGCAUGUGCUCUCUGUACUUGAUUCUUCCUAGCACAUCAGUUAGUGGAAGAUACAACCUAAGUCACAUGGAUUUUCUUUUUUUGUGUCAGCUACCUCAAGAAACUAUGAAAUGGGAUGUGGGCAUAUUUCUUGUAAGCUUUUUAUCAGAAGCAUUUAAGUACAGUGUAAGAUGCAGGAAGAAAGCUGAAAAUGACAUCCACAUGUGGUCUCAGGACCAGAUAAUCCUCAUAGUUCUGUUAUAGCACUAUUCUUCAUUGUUGUUCUACACCAAAGAAAGCACAUGUUGUCCCUUAAAAUUUGUUACCUGUUUGUUCAGCAAAGAACAGAUGUUUAAGGAACCUGCCUGUCCUGGAGAUGAAACCAUCUUGUAUGAUGUUGCUGAAACAGCAGCUCUGUACAUCAGCCUCUCUCUUUUGCAAUCUGUUAACAGUUUUAUGUUAAAAGCAAUUAAGGGUAUCAAUUUUAAGCAAUUAUGGGUACCAAUUGCUGUAUGCUGAACUAUGAAAGUACCCUAUUAAACAAUAUAUUUCGGAGCUUUCUGAACAUAAAGGAAAUAAAAUUGAAUUUGUGGAUGAAAA